Aspergillus homomorphus CBS 101889 is the source of this 392-nucleotide messenger RNA. RefSeq lists its product as uncharacterized. The record is from RefSeq and is a predicted model, not a curated record. Bases 57 to 392 code for a protein of 111 amino acids. NCBI's taxonomy places the organism in Eukaryota, Fungi, Ascomycota, Eurotiomycetes, Eurotiales, Aspergillaceae. The transcript has 2 exons.
CUCCGAAGACAAUCUGAUUCAAAAUUCGUCCUCCUCGUGAAUAACCAUUUGCAAAUAUGUCCAUCCAUCCCGUUUCAGAACUUGCUGCGCUCAAUUCGUCAACGUUGGGUACCGUCAUGCCUGAAGUCAGCCUGCCUGAUGGCACCAGAGUACAGACUGGCACAGUAGGGGCACUACUGCUCAACAUCAAGGCAUACAACCAAGCCCAUGCAAGUGACAAUCAAGGUCAGAUGAGAUCACUUCGCUCGGCGCUUCAGGCAGCUAUCCCAUUGCUGACCAAGGUUGGAAUGUUUGAAUUGUUUCCUCCGGAGGACUGGAUACGCGGCGACAAUGAAGGUCGGCAAAUGGUAGGGAGAAUGGCUAUCGAGUUUCAGCAGCCGCGAGAAAUAUAA